Penicillium maclennaniae is the source of this 1257-nucleotide messenger RNA. Its product is annotated as MFS transporter. Gene Ontology annotation, biological process: transmembrane transport. The transcript has 8 exons. The record is from RefSeq and is a predicted model, not a curated record. Gene Ontology annotation, molecular function: transmembrane transporter activity. Lineage: Eukaryota; Fungi; Ascomycota; Eurotiomycetes; Eurotiales; Aspergillaceae. The coding region runs from base 1 to 1257 and encodes 418 amino acids.
AUGAGGGCAUGUCUGCCCUCCAAGACGAUUCCGCACAAUAGGCAGCCUCCAUGGGGGUUGAAGUUGCGAUCUUCGACGGCCUUCAUUGUUGCGACGGUUUGGAUGUCUACUUUCACGGACUUCCUCCUUUAUGCAAUGAUCGUUCCUGUGAUGCCCACGGCACUUAUGACCCGAGCGGAUGUCAAUUACGAUGAUCGAGAAUACUGGGUCAGCGUCCUGCUCAUGUGCGAAGCCAGCACAGCUCUGAUAUUCUGCCCGAUCUUCGGAUACCUCGUCGACCGAGCACGUACUCGCCAGUUCUUCUUUCUCGGAGCACUCAUCAUGCUAGCCGGAUGUGCGCUGGUGGUGGUGACUUCCUUUGCGCUGCUCAACGACUCCGUGUCACAGGAACGUCUCGGGCAGAGUAUCGGAUACCUAGGUUCGGCUAUUGCUUCUGGAUUCCUGCUUGGACCAUUCAUGGGCGGUAUUGUAUAUCACACUGGUGGAUACGAUUCUGUCUUCUAUGUUGCGUAUUUCAUCAUUGCGGUUGAUAUGGGGAUGCGGGUGGCCCUGGUGGAGAAGAAAGUUGCCGAGAGGGGUCAGACUGGACCCAGAUCGACCCGCUUUGCUAUGUUCAAGAUCCUCAGACAGAGACGGGUAUUGAUCUCCUCGUGGGCUUUGCUCGUGCAAGGAAUAUUUCUGUCUUCAUUUGACGCUACCCUAUCCAUCUUUGUUGAGUCACGAUAUGGCUGGUCGGCCCUUGGGAUGGGGCUUAUCUUUCUCCCGAUGGCAAUUCCAGCCUUUUUCGAACCGGUCUUUGGCUUCAUCACGGACCGGUUCGGGGCCCGCUUGAUGGCAUUUAGCUGCUUCCUCCUUCUCUGUCCCGCUAUUAUAUGCCUCAGAUUCGCCGAGGCUAAUUCCACACCCCACAUAGCCUUGCUGAUUACCCUUCUCUUCUUGAUCGGGAUAUUCAUCCACGCAUGUGCACCUGCCAUGUAUGUGGAGACCCAGCUGGCCCUAACGGCCCUGGAGUCCGCGGACCCCGGACUACUGGGGCCCAAGGGAGCGGUGGCGCAGGGGUUUGGGCUUCAAAGCAUGUGUCAGUUUGCAGGAGUCUUCUUCGGUCCACUCGGCGGCGGAUUUGUGGAGUAUCGCUUUGGGUGGGGCGUCAUGUCGGCUGUUCUAGGUGUGUUGGCUGCAUUGACGGCAGUACCGAUGCUGUGGUUGGGGGAGACAAAGGAUGAUGAUGAGGAGAGACAGCCGUUGCUUAGCCGCUAA